This is a messenger RNA of Pecten maximus, 843 nucleotides long. Its product is annotated as sepiapterin reductase-like. The transcript is spliced from 3 exons. The record is from RefSeq and is a predicted model, not a curated record. Gene Ontology annotation, molecular function: sepiapterin reductase (NADP+) activity. Bases 1 to 843 code for a protein of 280 amino acids. Gene Ontology annotation, biological process: tetrahydrobiopterin biosynthetic process. Lineage: Eukaryota; Metazoa; Mollusca; Bivalvia; Pectinida; Pectinidae.
AUGGAGAAACGAGAGAACAUUUUCCUAAAAAAGAGUUUUGUAGCCAUUACCGGAGCCAGUAGAGGAAUUGGUAGAUGCAUGGCCCUGCAGUUUGCGGUCAAGUUCCCUCCGAAUUCCGUCUUGGUACUGAUGGCAAGGAAUGAGGAGGCUUUGGAAAGCGUCAGGACGGAAUUGAAAGCAACGACUCCCAAUAUAAUAGUUUUAGUUCGACAGUAUGACCAAGGAAAAACAGACGACGAAGGAUAUUUUAAUGGAAUAUUUGAUAGUUUGCUUACUGAAAACAAACUUUCAAAAGAUGAUUUUGAACAGGCUAUGCUUGUUCAUAACUGUGGUACAAUCGGUGACAAAGAAAAGACCGCGCUUCAGUUGUGUGACGCCGACCGCGUGCGGUCUUACUUUGACAUAAAUCUCUCCGGCAUGAUUCUACUCAAUACAAGCUUUUUCGCAACAUUUUGUGAUCCUACACUGUCUCGAGUCGUGAUCAACAUAACGUCAGGGGCUUCCAAGGUUCCAACUCCGUCUCUCCACCUAUAUUGCUCAGGCAAAGCUGCCCGUGAAAUGUUCUUCCGAGUCCUUUCCGCUGAAGAACCAUCUAUUCGGGUUCUGAUAUACGCCCCAGGUGCUGUUGACACAGACAUGUUGCGAGAUCUAGAAGGAAAUUCGUCCUCAACUCCAUUCCGUAAAGUGUUAAAUGGCCUGCGUCAGGACGGCGAAAUACUGACACCGGAGGAAUCUGUGGCCAACCUUGAACGGGUACUAGAGGACAACGCUUUUAAAAAUGCUGAUCACGUGGACAACUAUCUUCUGACAGCCAAGCCAUAUAUUGACAAAUUUUUGAACUGA